GGUUUAUGUCAUUUUACCUUGUAACAACGUAUUCGGUUACACCAUUAACAUAGUAAACGAUACUAAGUAUGACAAGCGGAAAAAAGGAACAAUAAAAUAAAGAUACAAUUAAAAUUAGUUGUAUUACCAUUUUUCUAUGCCUGCGCCAGUCAGCAUGCCUAUGUACGCGAGUAGUACUGAAAAAGAGCAAUAUAUAUGCACGAAAGUGUUCCGCUUGAAAGUAGUUCGAAGAUACUGUAAGCAGUACUCUGUGCACAACUAGUGCAGCUACAAAAGUUAAUUGUGUAAUCGAAUACGUUGUUACAAGGUAAAAUGACAUAAAUCACAAAAUAAAGCAAAGAAUGAUAAAUACAAACUAGAGUAAUAGACAUGCAAUGCAAUAGAAUACGAUUCUUCGACUUUGGUAGCAAUCGAUCAUGAAAAAUAAGAAUAUGUCGCUCGAUUGAAGCCCAUGAAACUAACCUAACUGUUACUGUGUAUGAAACUAUAUCGAUAUAUUUCCAAAGCCCACAAAACAAUGGCACUUGAAUUAAGACAACUCCGAAGCGCAUGCAACAUAUAAGCAAUGGAAUAUCUGUAAAUUCGGUAACAAGAUCAACGAUAAGAAUGAUGAUAACCGCAUGAUUAUGUAAGCCUAGUUGUAGCUUCUUCUCGAAUAGCAGAUAAUAGAGAACAAAGAAAGAGCAAACAAUUGAUGCACAAUUUGAGAUGAGAUACAUCCAGAUUCGAGCCGUCAUCGGUAUAACAAAAACGCUUGUUCCGCUAUGUGCUUGUUGAUUUAAUAUUAAAGCGCCAUGAGACGUGUUACUUGAAUUCGGCAUCAUUAGAUCAAUCAAAGUAAAACGAAAUCGCUCAUAAUCUAGAAACACAAUUGUUCAUUGAAUAUUUAAAAAAGUAAGAAGAACCGUGUCACUUCCGACAAACACACAUCCUUACAUAUACUAUCAAGUGUUAUACCAGCUUUUUCUCAAAAGAAAAAAGAAAACUCUUUCACCUUCUACUAAAGUUGAAGUCAGUGACGGCUUGAAAAAGAAAUAUUACUGCAUACUAUAUACUAUGUGAUCAAUUAGGUAUGAAACAUUUGUGGAAAUCUGCAAACCCAUCUCUGAUGAAGACGAUUAUGCCCAGAAACUCCGUAAAGUCUAUAGAGUGUAGUAGAAACGAGAUGUACUCAAAGGUGAACAAUAGUUUGAAUUGCUAUCCUAUAUUUCAAAGAAUCUCAUCAGUGUGAAACUAGCACGACGGAGCUAGCACGAUGAAACAGAGAUUCAACUAUAAGUCUUCUCAUAAGUAUUGCCGACCCAUAAAAACCAGAGCAUUCGAUGCAGAAUUUAAUUCUGGAUCGGACGGUGAUACUUUUAUUCCCCGGCAAUACUUUGAGAAAAUUCUAUCCGGUUUUUCUUGUCCUAUUUAGAAGAAAGCAAAGGUGUAGGUAAAAUUUUUUCCUAAAUAUUGCCGGGGGAUAAAAGUACCACCGUCCGAUCCAGAAUUAAAUUCUGCAUCGAAUGGUCUGGUUUUUAUGAGCCGGUAAUACUUCUGAGAAGGCUUAUAGUUGAAUCUCUGUUUCAUCGUGCUAGCUCCGUCGUGCUAGCUUCACACUGAUCUGCUACGAUUUUGUCCAAAACUGUUUCAGCUUCAAACCGUUUCCAAAAGAAUUCUUACAAAUACAAUCGUUAAUUUUAACAACCGGGUAAAACUAGAUCUAAAAUUUAGUUUUGUUUUCAUAAAUUCUAUAUGUAAUAAUUGAUUUUUCAUUUCUAUCUGAUACAAAAACAGUCACACACUACCACUAGUUGCGAACAAAAUACUAUACAAUAUAAGCACGAGCAUAAAGUGCACACAGAUGGAAUAAUUAAAACGAUAAUUAGUAACUGCCGGGAUUUAUAUCGCGAAUUACGUGAUGAUUUUAGAGCUAAUCGUGGCUUUAAUCUUAUUUUGAUUACCGCUGUUGGUUCCUAUAUUUUUGCAUUCACGGGUAAACUAUUCUUGGAAUAUAGAAAAUAUAAACGAGAAGAAAAAAAAAUGGAGAGGGACUCCGAAAUUGAAAUGAAGCAACUUGCUGUGAAACUAAGCUCUGAUCAGCAGCCAACUUCAGCUAUAAUAUCAACAUUAGUAAAAAAAGAAGAUUCGAAACAUGAUCCAAGCAAUGAUAUCAGUGAGAAUCCGGUGGCUUCAAUAAAAACUGAAGUACAUUGUAAAAAUUAA
Molecule: messenger RNA, 2205 nt
Organism: Rotaria socialis
Lineage: Eukaryota; Metazoa; Rotifera; Eurotatoria; Philodinida; Philodinidae
Source: the annotation of a GenBank genome assembly